AUGAUUGCCCCUACAGAACCCGCCCUUUCCUCAAGCUCUCUCUCUUCUUUGACCCAGUUUACCCCUGAUGUCGAUCGGGAUGCUCUGUUCGAGAAGGUGAUUGUCAUUGUGGGUGGCUCCAACGGCAUCGGCGCUAGCUUAGUGGAGCUCUGCUGCCGCAAUAGCGCUUAUGUGGUAAUUGGUGAUAUCGAUGACACCCGUGGAGAGGCUCUGAGCAGGAAGUGCGUGGAGCAAUGGCCUGCCAUUUCUGACCCGGCUCUGCCACCCAAGCCGGCUAGGGCCACCUUCCAGCACGUUGACGUGACCAACUACCAGGAGGUGGUAAAUCUGUUUGACCGUGCUUUCAAAACUUACAGGCGGAUUGACCAUGUCGUCGUCACCGCCGGUAGCAUGGAUACUGGUGAGAACUGGUUCGACCAGAAGCUGAGUCUGGUGUCUGUUCGGCAGGCCCCUUCUACCAAGGACCUUGACGUGAACCUCAUUGGCUCGAUGUACGUGACUCGCGUCGCAAGCGUCUACCUCCGUCAUAACCGUGGACCCGGUGUGGACCGCUCUAUCCUGCUGUUUUCUUGCGCAGCCGGGUUCAAAGAGACGGCGGGAGUGUCUUCUUACCAGGCUGCAAAGCAUGGCGUCCAGGGGCUGAUGCGCUCGUUGCGACCGUACUUCCCCUCUCCAUACAAGCACAACCUCCGCAUCAACACUAUCUGUCCCUGGAUGACCGACUCGCGCACGCUCCUCACCAAGAAGGUCCAUGACCGCUGGGCCAAGGAAGGCCUGCCUGUCAGCACCCCUGAAGAGGUCGCCGAAGUCUCCGCGGGUGUGCUUUCCGACGACUCGCUCAACGGCACAUCGAUGUAUGUUGAGGGCGGUCGUGCAUGGGAAAUUGAGGCCAACCUUGAUCGCUUGGAGUGCGAGUGGCUGGGCGAAGAGCCAUCUCGGGUUCUAGCCCGGGGUCAGAAGGUCCUGCACGAGGCAUGGGCUGCUUGA
Molecule: messenger RNA, 987 nt
Organism: Aspergillus melleus
Lineage: Eukaryota; Fungi; Ascomycota; Eurotiomycetes; Eurotiales; Aspergillaceae
Product: putative 3-hydroxyacyl-CoA dehydrogenase
Exons: 3
Coding region: 1-987 (328 amino acids)
Cellular component (GO): cytoplasm
Molecular function (GO): oxidoreductase activity, acting on the CH-OH group of donors, NAD or NADP as acceptor
Source: RefSeq, a predicted model, not a curated record